AUGAGGCACCCCCAACACCAAGCGCCUCCUUUUGCCACAUGCUGGGGCCACCCCACGCUGCCUUCCUGUUCCUCAGUUCCUCAGCUCAGAGGCGAGGCGUGGCUUGCCUUGCCCCGUCCCUCAGGUUCCGGGCACCGCAGCCAGCCAGGUUCUCUCCGCCCCUGCCGCGGCCUGCUGUGGAAAAAGCGGCUCCGCCUCCUGCCCGGCCUCCUUCCGGCUUCCCGCAGCCCGAGGCCGCCGCGACGACUGUGGGUGCCACCUCGCUUCGUCUCGCCUGCCGCCAUGGCGCUCCUGCAUUCCUUCGCCGGCAGCCGCCUCCUCCUCCUCCCGCCCCCCUGCUUGGCUUCUCUCGCGGCCAGAGCCAGUUCCUGGUGGUCUCAUGUGGAGAUGGGGCCCCCUGAUCCUAUUCUGGGAGUGACCGAAGCCUUCAAGCGAGACACCAACAGUAAGAAGAUGAACCUGGGAGUUGGGGCUUACCGAGACGACAACGGAAAGCCAUACGUCUUGAAUUGUGUCCGCAAAGCAGAAGCCGAGAUAGCUGCGAAGAAGUUGGACAAGGAAUACUUGCCCAUUGCUGGUCUGGCAGAGUUCAACAAGGCAUCAGCUGAGCUGGCUUUGGGGGAAACAAAUGAGGUUAUUCAGAGCGGUCGGUAUGUCACCGUGCAGACAAUUUCUGGAACAGGAUCUUUAAGAAUUGGUGCCAACUUCUUGCAACGAUUCUUCAAGUUCAGCCGUGAUGUGUACCUCCCCAAACCAUCCUGGGGGAAUCACACCCCCAUCUUCAGAGAUGCUGGGAUGCAACUGCAAAGCUACCGGUACUAUGAUCCCAAAACCUGUGGCUUUGACUUCUCUGGAGCCUUGGACGACAUCUCUAAAAUCCCAGAAAAGAGUAUUGUUCUCUUCCAUGCAUGUGCUCACAACCCAACUGGAGUGGACCCUCGGCCAGAGCAGUGGAAGGAGCUGGCAGCAGCGGUGAAGAAAAGGAACCUCUUUGCAUUUUUUGACAUGGCUUACCAAGGCUUUGCCAGUGGGGACAUAAACAGAGAUUCCUGGGCUGUCCGCCACUUCAUUGAACAAGGCAUUAAUGUUGUGCUGUCCCAGUCGUAUGCAAAGAACAUGGGCCUUUAUGGGGAGCGUGUAGGUGCCUUCACGGCGGUUUGCAAGGACUCCGAUGAGGCCAAGAGAGUGGAGUCCCAGCUGAAGAUUCUGAUCCGGCCCAUGUACUCCAACCCUCCCCUCAAUGGGGCUCGGAUAGCCUCCACCAUCCUGAACAGCCCUGGCCUGCGAAAGGAAUGGCUGGCAGAGGUGAAGGGGAUGGCUGAUCGAAUUAUUGGCAUGCGCACCCAACUAGUGGAAAACCUGAAAAAAGAGGGCUCCUCUCAUAACUGGCAGCACAUCACUGACCAGAUCGGCAUGUUCUGCUUCACAGGACUGAAACCUGAACAGGUGGAGCGGCUAACCAAGGAGUUCUCCAUCUACAUGACCAAGGAUGGACGCAUCUCCGUCGCAGGGGUCACUUCUGGCAAUGUGGCUUACCUGGCCCACGCCAUCCACCAAGUGUCCAAGUAAACCCAAGAACUGAGUUGGAUGGACGGACUGGGAGGCCUUCCUUGCAGCGUUCUUUCGGCACUUUGACUUAUCUGAGGGUGGGGGAGAGAGGAAGAGGUGGUGGCAGCAAGCAAAAUGGUUAUUUCCACAGCAUCUCAGCAACAUUUGGAUGUCUUUCUCUAGUGGCAUUGCUCUUCCCACCAGCACUGCUUGGCUCUAAACAAGGUCUGUGGAAGCGUGUUCUGCUCCUACCUUCAAAAGUAUCCAUGUGCAACUUUACUAAAAAUGGAUCCUUUAGUACUUUUAGAGGUUGUGGUAGAUUUGGUGCAAAUGCUUCAGUGAAUAUUUGCCUGCAAGCAUUGUGUGGUGGCUACAUCAUAGGAUUGGGUAGCAAACCUAUGGCCCUCCAGAUGGUGUUUGGUUACAACUCCCACCAGCCUUGUCCAUUGGCCAUGCUGGCUGGGGCUGAUGGGAGAUGGUGGGCCGGGGGAUUCCCACCCCUGAGCUAGGUUAGGGUGACGAGCCUUUCCCUGCCCUGUGAACGUGGACAGGGAUUUGGGAGUUCCACAGGGCCCUCCUCUUGCAGCGCAAAGGGCUGUGCUUCACAGGAACCAUUCUCCCACAGAAUCCUUCUGCCCACCCCUUCCAAGGAAGGCAAGCUAGGGUGGCAUUUCCUUCCAUUCGCUGGUGCCAGGAAAUAACUCUUGGCUUUCUAGUUCUGCUUUCUCUAAAAGUUAAAAAAAGUGUCGCUUUAAAUUGGCCUGCUGUAAGUGGACCUCAGUCCCUAGCACUGUGCCUCUGGGAACUUGGGUCAUAAAGCUUGAAAGAAGUUGCUUCCUCUUUUUUUUUCUUCCUUGCCAAAAAUCCUUCUCAUUAUUUCCAUGCAUAGACAGUUUGCUGACUCCAGCAGUUUGUUUCAAUAUCAAAUUAAAGGCAGACAAUAGCAUAAUAUUUGAACUGCUCUCUGGCAUCUUUGAUUAGAAUAAGGGAAACGUUAAAUUGUGUUUAAGUUUUGGUCCUAGGCAGCCCUGCUGUGGUCUUGUUCUCUCCUAGAAUCCUUUCUCACGCAAUACUUUGCAGUCCUUAAGUGGGACUAACACUGUUUUAUGAGAAUGGAACAGCUUGCUGGUGCUUCUCCCCCCCCCCCAUCUGAACCAGGAAAUAGAAUUUUGCCUUCUCUAAAAUACUCCCUCAGUGCAGCUUGUCUUUGGCCCGGGUAGCUUCUGCUCUGUUCUUGCAACUCAGGUGUGCUCAGAUCUACCACCUUUGUCAAAAGAUCCACAAAAAUGGAAUGACAGAUGUGUAAGUAGGGCAAGAAUUAAGAAACAGUUACCCCCCACCCUAGCCCAUGCAGGUGCAUGUAAAACAGUUUCAAUGAAAGUCAUUUUCUGUGAAGCAGCCCUGAGAGAAUGUUCUCAUUAUGAAAACACCACUCUUCUCCCUCCCCUCCUCCCCAGGUGACCAAGUGGAAAGGAGAUGGCAGGUUGGCCCUUUGGGGAAAAGGGAGGCAUUCUUCAGCUUUGGCAAUUACCCAAUGGAAACCUCACAGGUAACAUAGUUGAGUCUGUGCUACCUGAAUUUCUCCCUUCCUUUCUGACAGCCAUCAGCUCUUAAGCCCCAUUGUUGUGUUGGCCGAGUGUCAAAGCGAGCCCAUUGUGCAGGGAGGGGCUGAGAGGGCAGCUAGAGCUGUUCCCAUGGCCUGGCCAGUGGGAAGGUCUCAUGCUCGUGACUUGCCUUUGCAUCAAGCGGCCAGAGCAAAACUUGUAGAGGUAGAAAUGAAAGGUGUUCAUCUGUUGAUUUCAAAUACCACUGCCACCACCUGCUACUGCUCCCCUCUCCUGUGGUGUGUGUGCCUGCCCUGUCUGCCGUAACCAAUCCACUUUAAUGGUUAGUUGUGUGUUUCAUUCUACGUGAAUAGCAGAUUUCCUUUUAAAGGCUAAAAAUGAGUUUCCCGUUUGGUCAGCCACUAGAAAGCAGCAGUUAUUCUUGCAGAGGGUUGCAGGGUUUUGCUGUCAUUACUCAGCUGACAGAGUAGAGAACUGCACUUUGCUUAUGUCAACAGCCCUUGUAGUCAUCCUCUUUCAAUUUGUUUGGCAGGACAGCCAAGGCAGCCCAAUUCCCAAAGUCUCAUUUUAUUCUCCAUGCUGCUGCUGUCCACUGAGAGAUAUGAUUAGAAGAUGGUCCUCAUUUUUUGUGUGCUGUGGUUUUAGGCCAAUUUUAGUUGCCUGAUUGCUGUCUCCAACCUCACCUCAAUAGAAAAUCUUAUGCCGUUCAGUAAAAAAUCAUGCUGGCCUUUGUGCACUCGGUCAUUUCAUUUAAAAAAUAAUAAAGCUGGUGUACGUCUGAA
Rhineura floridana is the source of this 3895-nucleotide messenger RNA. RefSeq names its product glutamic-oxaloacetic transaminase 2 (gene GOT2). Gene Ontology annotation, cellular component: mitochondrion. The coding region runs from base 1 to 1569 and encodes 522 amino acids. Gene Ontology annotation, molecular function: pyridoxal phosphate binding; L-aspartate:2-oxoglutarate transaminase activity. The record is from RefSeq and is a predicted model, not a curated record. NCBI's taxonomy places the organism in Eukaryota, Metazoa, Chordata, Lepidosauria, Squamata, Rhineuridae. The transcript has 10 exons. Gene Ontology annotation, biological process: L-aspartate catabolic process; biosynthetic process.